This is a messenger RNA of Pleurotus ostreatus (oyster mushroom), 1218 nucleotides long. It is a transcript of the gene PAN5, whose product is annotated as 2-dehydropantoate 2-reductase (Ketopantoate reductase) (KPA reductase) (KPR). The record is from RefSeq and is a predicted model, not a curated record. The coding region runs from base 1 to 1218 and encodes 405 amino acids. Gene Ontology annotation, biological process: pantothenate biosynthetic process. Lineage: Eukaryota; Fungi; Basidiomycota; Agaricomycetes; Agaricales; Pleurotaceae. Gene Ontology annotation, cellular component: cytoplasm; mitochondrion. Gene Ontology annotation, molecular function: 2-dehydropantoate 2-reductase activity; NADP binding. The transcript has a single exon.
AUGCAUUUUCACAUACUCGGAAUAGGGCCAAUCGGCUCUUUGAUAGCGUACCAUUUGCGCCGAGCUCUUCCGCCCAACCAUGCCGUUAGUCUCAUCCACAAAAACCUUCGCCAGAGCAGGGAGUCCAUCUCUUCUGGUGGCUCAGUGUCCGUUGAACGCGAUGGCCACGUAUCUACGGCGGUAGGCUUCCGCCAUGAAGUCUUCGAACAACCAUAUAUACAGGCUCAAACCCAGAAUGAGGACCCAAAAUCCACGGAAUCACCGUCGUCCAGCUUAUACGAGUCGGAUGAAUUCAUAGAAUCACUUAUCGUCACCACCAAAGCCCACCAGACAGUGCCAGCUAUUCGGAGGCUCCUGCCUCGCAUCUCACGCGAUUCGACCAUUGUCCUUCUGCAGAACGGCAUGGGUGUAUACGAGAAGCUAGCUUCGGAGAUAUUUCUCAACGCCCGGCUGCGGCCCCAUUUUGUCCUGGCCUCCAACACCCACGGUGCGUUCUUCAAGAGCAUGCAGAAAGUAGUCCACACCGGUGUAGGCGCUAUCGACUUUGGCAUUGUCCCCGAUAUCAAUGGCCGCGACUACGAAGCCGGGUUCGCGAAUGGCAACAAGCCUCACCCCCACGACAUCAUCCAAGCUCAGGAAGACCCCGCAUUCCCCCACUAUCGCACCCUUCGUAACACCGUCGCGGCCUUGCUAAUGCUCAAAUCCCUCAACACGAGUUGGAAACCCAUGGCCGAUAUUCAGGUCGCCAUGCGCCGCAAACUCGCCGUCAACGCAGUGAUCAACCCCCUCACCGCGCUGAUGAACUGCCGGAACGGCGAUCUUUUCAAAACGGAGGCUUCUCUGCGCAUCAUGCAACGCGUCUGCCAAGAAGCAACCGACGCGUACACCGCUCAGUUGCGUGCCGAGGCGGAGGACUACCUAAGCAAGCAAGCCUCGCAAGGCGCUGAUACGCAGAACAUCUCUGUCGGUACCUUCCCUCGCGGCUUGACGCGUUCUGCGCUACAGGCCGAGUGCCUUCGCGUCGCCGAGGUGACCAAGGGGAAUAUCUCUUCCAUGCUGCAUGACGUUCGGCGAGGAAGACGGACAGAAAUCGAGUUUUUGAACGGGUACUUGGUUGGCCUGGGCGGGAAGCAUAGAGUCGAGAUGCCCGCUAAUAUCAUGUUAAUGAACCUCAUUAAAAUGCGGAGUGCUAUACCAAUAGACCAAAUAUUACCUUAG